CCGUCAAAGUAUCCUAUCCCGCACACCGCACCUCUCAGCGUCGCUCCGCUUUACGUCUCCGUGGCAAAGUCACCCUUGCCCACGCCGCGCAAAAGUAGCCCCGCCCCACACGUCGCCCCGCCCCGCUUCCCUCAGCUGUGUGUCUCCUUGGGCCCCGCCCACCCCCUGCUCACGGCCUCGCCGCGUUUGUCUUCUUGCCCACGUCUCCCCGCAAAGGUCUCCCCAUCUGGCUUUGCCCCGCCCCACGUCUCCUUGUCACCGUCGCCCCGCCUUGCGUCGCCAUUUGUCCGCAGUCGCUGAGCAAACAUGUGGGCCGCUCUCAGGUGGCGGCCGGGGCACCAUCUGGGGCUCCUGAGUGGUGUCCGAGGUCUGCACAGCUCGCCUGUGUCCUGUGGCAAGAACCUGCUCAAGAAAUUUGCUUCGAAAACCAAGAAGAAGUUCUGGUAUGAAGGGCCUUCCUUGGGCUCUCACUUGACCCACAAGUCAUCCCAGUUGGAGUUCCUGACGAAGUGCACCUCUCGGAGAACCCGGAAGGAAGACCAGGUGCGCCUGAGGGCCCUGAACGGUCUCCUCUACAAAGCGCUCACAGACAUGCUCUGCACCCCUGAAGUGAACCAGGAGUUGUGUGACCUGAACGUGGAGCUCUGCAAGGUCUCUCUGACUUCAGACUUCUCCGCCUGCCGUGUCUUCUGGAGGACGACCCUCUCUGAGGCUCAGAACGCACACACGGAGGCCGUCCUGCGGAGAAGUGCUGCGCACAUGAGGCAUCUUCUGAUGUCUCAGCAGACCCUGAGGAACGUGCCGCCCAUAGUGUUUAUUCAGGACAAAAGAUAUGCAGCUGUGAUGGAGAUUGAUCGGCUACUGGCAAUUGCUGAUUUUGGACCCCGGGAUGAAAAAGAAGACUUUGUGCAAAGUGACUUCAGCGACCCCGAGACCCUGGAUGUGGCUUUGCCAAGUGACACCCUGGGCCCUGCUGCACACUUCAACCUGUGUGGGAUUGACCACGAGGCACUCAACAAGCAGAUCCUGGAGUACAAGAGGAGGAGAGAGCAAGGGCGCGGGAGUGCGGGGCACCUGUGGCCAGAGCACAUGGCUGACCUGACGAAGCAGAGGAGGAGGAGGAAGGCCAAGCCCCAUGUGGACAACGACCUCUCUCCCAAGAACUGUCUGCAGGGUGGGGAGUGACAAGCCCCUGGACGACCGAGGGGCCUCCUGAGGAGCGCGCCCCAAGCCCGCAGAUCUGUGGCUGCUGUGCUCCCCUGGUCUUCCUGGACACGCGGACACUCGAGUCCUGGGAUGCACAGGUGGCCUCUGUUCACAGAUGCACUGGUUUGCCUGCUUCAUUCACCUUGGACUGUAAACGGCUGUCUUCUCUGCAGUUGGGUUAGCCCCACAUUAGUGCCUUUUGAUGGAGAUGUCAGUCCUGGCCCUGAGUUGCUGACGAGUUCUUCUGAGUGUGAGAUUCUGUGCUGUGACUUCCAAAGAGAAUGCAUGUCUUAGAUGAGCCUCAUUAGGAAAUAAUCAUUGAGUCUGACACAGAGAAAGUGUCCUAAAUUUGGGGCAUCUCGACUCACCAGGUGUCAGCCUUGAAGUACUGAAAAUGCUGAAAAUACUGAAAAUACCAACCCAGUUCAGACGAUUGGAGAAGGAUUCCUGCUGAGAUACAGCAGGGAUGUUUGUAGCAUGGCUUUCAGGGCGUGUGAUCCCCCUUCUUGUAACCUGUCUUGGGAAGGUUGCCUGUGUCCCAGCAGCAGUGGCAUGGCCUGGAUGCUCUGUUCCCUGUCAGCACCUGGGACGAGGUGCAGUGCCCGGCAGGGAUGCAGCCCCCGCUGGAGGGACAGCAAGCGUCCUGGGACACAGGCCAGCCAUGUGGGUACCCGCUCUGGGCACAUGGCUGUGGGGGUGGUGCGUGUGUGACGCUGCCCUGGAGGGGUGCAGGUACCUGUGUGGGUGUUUCCUUAGGAAUUUGGGUGCUCACACAGCCUCUUCUCCAGAGCAGAGAUGUCCAGAGCGAGUACUGGCCAGUGUGAGAAUGUGCACUGGACCUGCUCUAACGAGCGGUGAGGUGGCAGACUUGGGAGCGCCCGCCUUGAAGGACUGUGGGUGCCUCUGGGGUGUUUCUGGUGCUCCUGUGUUGCCAGGCUGGAACCAGAGCUCACACACGUGCCCUUGGAGGCUGGAGAAAUGCCGUCUUAGUUCUACCUGAAAGUUCAUGGUGCUGCUGUAGCCUUCAUGUUGAAGUUGAAGGAAAGCUGUGUCUUCUGCUGUAGCUUCUGUUGGGAGGAAGCCCUGCCCUGCAGCAGAGAUAGCCCCAAACUGGCCACGACCAGCAGGAUGGCAGCAAGUUUCCCUAGACCUCAAGGCACCUUCCCUUUGUAGUCCUCCCAUCUCUCACACUCAGACACAUUCAGACACACACUCAGCACAGUGUCUCAGUGAGAGUGUGCACACACACACACACCCCUCCUCUUUGUAGCCCACCCAACUCUCACACACAUACACUCAGUGCAUUGUCUCAGUGCAAGGCUCUUGGUAGCCUUCCUGCCGCUGGGCCCUGCUUCCUGAAGCUCUGAGUCUUGGUGAGAGGAAUCUUGCUGUUUUCUCUCCUAGAACAGCCGUGUAUGGUGUCACGACUAAUUCUGUGCCCCAGGUGCAGAGGGCAGAAGGGAGGUGCUGUCAUGUUCCCCGGGGAUGGCAGCUCCGGGCUCCUUUAGCAACAUCCCAGCAGCAGCAGCCUGGACUCCACUUCUUUCCCUGAGAAAACUCAGCUCAGUCUAACCAGGAGCUUUGCUGGACAUGCUGUGUGAGCAGCAGCUCCGAGUCAACCCUUCAGUGUCUCACUUUACCCUCUGGAGUGCACGCAGGUAGUCUCACCAGUGUUUGAAGACCUCAGAGUUUUCAGUAGCUGAAGGUAAAACUUGCACCCUACACUAUUUCAUUUAGCUCUACAAUCGGUUCCCAGUUUUCUAGAAUGCAGGUCCUUGCUGCAUUGUUUUCAUUUUCAGACUGACUUAUGCAUAGCACCUUUCAACAUGAACUGUGACAUUAUUAGAUCCAGCUUAUUAAAGUAAGCUGCUCUGCAAAGAAUAUGUACAGAAGGAACUCUGAAAUGUUCAAUAAAGCCUCUUCACUCAGCCCCGAACAUAAAA
Molecule: messenger RNA, 3149 nt
Organism: Odocoileus virginianus texanus
Lineage: Eukaryota; Metazoa; Chordata; Mammalia; Artiodactyla; Cervidae
Gene: RBFA
Product: ribosome binding factor A
Biological process (GO): rRNA processing
Source: RefSeq, a predicted model, not a curated record